AUGUCAGAAUGGAUAUCAACCUUCCCUGGGUUUAAACAAGUCUUGAUUACUGGUAAAACUAUGUUGGGAAGAAUAGUACUGACCGGUCCUGUUCCACAACACGUUGGAAUAAUUAUGGAUGGUAACCGAAGAUAUGCAAAAACUCAUAAAAUUGAAAUUAAAGAGGGUCAUAGUUUGGGUUUUGAUACCAUGGCCAGUAUACUAGAAUUAUUAUAUGAACUGGGGGUCAAAUCAGCCACCGUUUAUGCAUUUUCAAUUGAGAAUUUCAAAAGACUGCUGUACGAAGUGAAGUGGCUAAUGGAUUUAGCAAAGUCCAAGUUUACACAGAUAAAUCAGCACGGUCUAUUAUGUAAAGAAUACGGAGUAAAGAUUAGAAUUUUGGGAAACAAGAAACUAUUACCAAAAGACGUGUUGGAAAUUCUUGAACAAACAGAAGAGAUAACCAAGGACAACACUCGUGCAGUGUUGAAUGUUUGUUUUCCAUAUACCUCAAGAGAUGAAAUGACACAUCUGAUCCAAGAGGUUGUGGAUAGAUCUAAGGAAGGUAAUAUUGAAAUAGACGAAUCCACCAUUGAUGAACAUUUAUACACCAGAGAAGUACCUCCGUUGGAUUUGUUAGUUAGAACCUCAGGUACAUAUAGACUUUCAGAUUUUCUUUUAUGGCAGACAGUAUCACCAGACUGUGCUGUAGUAUUUGUUGAUAAGUUGUGGCCUGCUUUCAGUCCGUGGGACAUGUUUAAGAUUUUAAUAAAUUGGAGUUUUAACAAGUAUAUGUAUGGUAAUCCAAAUGGGUAUGGCAUCAGCAACAAGUUGGUUGUAAACGAACAAUUGGAUAUGGAGCUUAUCGGAAGAUCCACCGAAAAAAGAUCAACUGGGUUUGAUAGGUACAUGGACGAAAUGGAUGAAGAUGAUGAUUCAGAAGUUAGUAGUAACAAUUUAGGUACGGAAGACACGAUCAAUACAUCUGAAGAAGAAGGGGAUAUGUCAAAGAAAUAG
Candida tropicalis MYA-3404 is the source of this 996-nucleotide messenger RNA. It is a transcript of the gene RER2, whose product is annotated as ditrans,polycis-polyprenyl diphosphate synthase. NCBI's taxonomy places the organism in Eukaryota, Fungi, Ascomycota, Pichiomycetes, Serinales, Debaryomycetaceae. The transcript has a single exon. The coding region runs from base 1 to 996 and encodes 331 amino acids. The record is from RefSeq and is a predicted model, not a curated record. Gene Ontology annotation, cellular component: lipid droplet; endoplasmic reticulum; dehydrodolichyl diphosphate synthase complex. Gene Ontology annotation, molecular function: ditrans,polycis-polyprenyl diphosphate synthase [(2E,6E)-farnesyl diphosphate specific] activity.